Molecule: messenger RNA, 421 nt
Organism: Larimichthys crocea (large yellow croaker)
Lineage: Eukaryota; Metazoa; Chordata; Actinopteri; Sciaenidae
Gene: cox6b2
Product: cytochrome c oxidase subunit 6B2
Exons: 2
Cellular component (GO): respiratory chain complex IV; mitochondrion
Source: RefSeq, a predicted model, not a curated record
ACAUUUGAUACAGACUACCACAGGUGCAACAAGGCCCUGUCAGCCAAAGACCAAGAUGUGGCUCCCUGUGACUGGUACCAGAGGGUUUACAAGAGCCUCUGCCCCCUGAGCUGGGUCGCCAAAUGGGACGAUCAGAUGGAGAGUGGAACUUUCCCCGGGAAGAUCUAAAAAUGCCCAAGCUGCUAUGGAUCAGGACGGUCCGCUGCAGAACGUCCUGUUCGAUGCACUGUUACCUUUGUAGUGUGCCUAAGGACAUCUUCACACGCCCAUCACAUCAGAGAUGUUAUUAACUCAAACACGCACAACUUUUUACCCUGCUAUGGUCUGAAGUUUGUUUCCCGUCUCUAUUGUAAACUACUCUUCUGCAUUAAUUAAUCAAUAAAUAUAUUGCAGAUUUAAUUAAAAAGGGUGUUGCUCAUUA